AUGCUGGAAGGAUCACUUCCCGUUCCACCACCAUCCAUCGGGAUUUAUAAUGUCGCAUACAACAAACUGACGGGGAAGAUUCCACUACUGAUAUGCAAUGCAAGUUCUCUUAGUGUCCUGGAUUUAUCUUAUAACAAUCUGAGUGGCAUCAUUCCUCAAUGCUUGGGCAAUUUUUCUGAUCAUCUGAAAUUAUUGAAUUUUGGAAACAAUAAACUGCGGGGGCCCAUUCCUCAAGCAUACAAGAAUGGAACCCAACUGAGGAUGAUCAACUUGAGUCAAAACCAAUUGCAAGGGCCAGUGCCAAAUUCAUUGGUCAAUUGCUCACUUCUAGAGAGUCUUGAUGUUGGGAACAAUCACAUCAAUGAUAUAUUUCCCUUUUGGCUUGGAACACUUCCCGAAUUGAAGGUUCUCAUUUUGCGAUUCAAUAGAUUCCAUGGUUCAAUACUAAACCCCAACUCUAGCUUUGCUUUCCCUAAAUUGCAAAUUCUUGACCUCUCUCACAAUGGUUUCACCGGUAAGUUACCUUCCGGUUACUUCCACACAUGGACAGCUAUGAAAACUAUCGAUGAUGUUAAUCAAUCGAAGUACAUCUGGAAAGAGAACUAUGGUUUUGAAAAUUACAGUACUUACGCAAUCACACUGACAAACAAAGGUGUGCCAACAGUGUAUGUGUAUAUCCUAACCAUCUUCAUUGCCAUUGAUCUCUCAAGUAACCGAUUUGAAGGAGAGAUUCCGGAUUCUAUUGGGAUGCUUAAGUGUCUUCACAUGCUCCGCCUUUCCAACAAAAAUCUCACUAGUCACAUUCCAUCAUCCUUGGGGAAUCUAAUGCAGCUUGAAUCAUUAGACAUUUCUCAAAAUAAGCUCACGGGAGAGAUUCCCCAGCAGCUAACCCAAAUCACGUUCCUUGCAUUCUUCAAUGUCUCUAAUAAUCAUCUCACAGGACCUAUACCAUGA
Messenger RNA from Cornus florida, 954 nucleotides. RefSeq names its product receptor like protein 22-like. Bases 1 to 954 code for a protein of 317 amino acids. The transcript has a single exon. Gene Ontology annotation, molecular function: protein binding. The record is from RefSeq and is a predicted model, not a curated record. NCBI's taxonomy places the organism in Eukaryota, Viridiplantae, Streptophyta, Magnoliopsida, Cornales, Cornaceae.